This is a messenger RNA of Apodemus sylvaticus (European woodmouse), 1539 nucleotides long. RefSeq names its product LYR motif containing 1 (gene Lyrm1). The coding region runs from base 446 to 814 and encodes 122 amino acids. Gene Ontology annotation, cellular component: mitochondrion. Lineage: Eukaryota; Metazoa; Chordata; Mammalia; Rodentia; Muridae. The transcript is spliced from 4 exons. The record is from RefSeq and is a predicted model, not a curated record.
CUGGGCCAGGCCAUUUUCUGACUAGAAAUGGGGGAAGUGGAUAACGAAAGGGUGAAAGGGAAAGCUGGAGGAGAGGGAGGUUAGUUCAGUUGUUGAGUGCGGCGGGAGUCGAAUAAAUCUGAACGUUUCAGGAGCUUUGAGACGACCUCUAACCUGGGCCUCAUGCUUCCACAGCGGUCCACCCGGUGGUUUGGCCCGGCCUGGCCUGCCGGACCUGCUGGAUACAGCCCGGUGUGGCCAAGGCUCGGCUGAGCUCCUGGCACCGCCUCUUCCCUGCCGGCUCCUGUGGGUGGGGGAAGGCAGGAGUGACGCUGAAUCUGUUGAACAGGACCAGUUAUUUCUAGACUAAAAAUCUUGAUUCAAAAGCUGUACAUCUGCCCGGCCAUCUACUUUUAAACUGCAUUUUUAUGUAGAUUUUCCUCUUCUUACUCUGGUGUGUCUGAAGAUGACAGCAGCAACCCGACGAGAAGUCCUCUGCCUCUACCGAAGCAUUUUCAGGCUUGCACGGAAAUGGCAGGCAGCAUCAGGGCAGAUGGAAGACACCAUCGAAGAAAAACAGUACAUACGAAAUGAAGCCAGAACACUGUUCCAGAAAAACAAAAAUCUCACAGACCCAGACCUGAUUAAACAAUGUAUAGUGGAAUGCACAGCCAGGAUUGAGAUUGGACUGCAUUACCAGAUUCCUUAUCCGAGACCUAUCCAUCUGCCUCCCAUGGGUCUCACCCCACGACGAGGCCGGGGACUUCAAACCCAGGAGAAACUGAGAAAACUUUCCAAACCAGUAUAUCUGAAGUCUCACGAUGAAGUUUCCUAACAAAGAGACACUUUACUUUUUAGAAUGGUGAGCCAACUUGGUUUUGAAUGUAAAUCAGACAAUAUUCCCUUCUUGGUUAGAAGCAAAAAUACUACCUUUAGACCUCCAAAAUUGGUCUUCACCUAUAACAUGUGGCUGCAGGCAUCCCUGGGGUUUCACAGGGUCUUACUUGCUGCUUGAGUUGAUGACAUUGUCCUUAGAGGCCAUGGACUUUACAUCAUCACUGAGGUCUUCCUUGGGAGCUAUCUGAGGCUGCAGAGGAAGGCUGAAGGCAAUUCCUGGUGCUACCAUUCAGCUUGCAUCUGGUGCAAAGGAGAAACUGGUUGCUGCAAGUUCACAAGGCUCCAAAACUUCCUGCUGCCAAAAUACUUUCUAGAGGUUUCCUCACAAGUUAUUUUCAUUUGCUUAAAACUGGUUUCUGUAUAGGCUUUUUUGUGGUCUCAGGACUCUUGUAAUUUCCAGAUUUACCCACUUAUAAAGGGCAGCUUUGGAUUGAUCAUACUACUUUGUUGUUUUGUUGAGUUUUGUGUGUGUGGAAAGGCUUGUUUUGAGACAGGGAUUUCCUAUGUAGCAUUUGCUGGUCUAGAACUCUUUCUCUAGACUAGACUAGUCUAGUCUUGACCUUGUGUUGAUCCUCCUGCUUCAGCUUCUCAAGUGCCAGAAUUACAGAAAUAAGUCACCAAACCCAACUGAUCAUGUGAUCGUUUUAAUGGAAAUAUGGUAUA